Molecule: messenger RNA, 2376 nt
Organism: Clarias gariepinus (North African catfish)
Lineage: Eukaryota; Metazoa; Chordata; Actinopteri; Siluriformes; Clariidae
Product: cAMP-dependent protein kinase catalytic subunit PRKX-like
Exons: 8
Coding region: 234-1298 (354 amino acids)
Biological process (GO): protein phosphorylation
Molecular function (GO): ATP binding; protein serine/threonine kinase activity
Source: RefSeq, a predicted model, not a curated record
CGCGCCUGUACGCGUUGUUACACUCCAUAGUCUCCGGUAUCAGCGCUCACGCGUGCCCGGUAUUAAGGGUGUGCGCGCGCGGGCGGAUGUCCGGGAUGACCGGCCGCCUCUAGCCCGGUGUGUUGUGUCGAGAGAGAGAGAGAGAGAGCGAGAGACGGAGGCGCGCGCGCGGGUAAGCGUGUGAUGGCGGACGGAGCGCGCGGCACGGAGGUCUCGCGCGCCGCGGAGCGACGAUGACGGCAGCGCGGAGCUCGAGCGAUCGGGGCGGGAGAGGAGGAGGAGGAGGAGGAGCGGACGGGGACGCGGAGGGGAGCGCGAGAGCGUGUCAGGAGCAGGCCGGCGCCGCGCACCUCAGCCUCGGCGUGCUGGAGUCGGUCGCCACCGUGGGUACAGGCACUUUUGGUCGGGUGGUGCUGGUCCAGGAUCGUAAAACCAAGGGCUACUUCGCAUUAAAGUCCAUGAAGAUUGUGGAUUUAAUCCGACUGAAACAGCAGCAACACGUCCACAAUGAGAAGGAAGUCCUCAUGGAGGUCAAUCACCCCUUUAUCGUCAAACUGUUUUGGACAUGGCAUGAUGAUCGGUGUCUCUUCAUGCUGAUGGAGUUCGUGCCCGGAGGUGAGCUCUUCACCUACCUGCGCAGUCGCGGAAAGUUCAGUAACGACACGGGCCUGUUCUUUGCAGCUGAGAUUGUUAGUGCACUGGAGUAUCUUCACUCGAAAGACAUUGUGUACAGGGACCUGAAGCCGGAGAACAUCCUGCUGGACCGUGAAGGACACGUCAAACUCACCGACUUUGGAUUCGCCAAGAAGGUCGUGGACAGGACAUGUACAUUAUGUGGAACUCCAGAGUACCUGGCUCCUGAAAUUAUCCAGGGCAAAGGUCAUGGUCUGGCAGUGGACUGGUGGGCCCUGGGCGUGCUAAUUUUUGAAAUGUUGUCUGGGUAUCCGCCGUUCUUUGACGACAAUCCUUUUGGUAUCUAUCAGAAGGUUCUCUCUGCCAAGCUGAACAUCCCUCGCCAGCUCGACUUCUACGUGAAAGACCUCAUCAAGAAGCUCCUCGUCGUCGAUAAAACAAAGAGACUUGGCAAUUUAAGAGCUGGAGCCGAGGACGUGAAGAGCCACAAGUGGUUUCGAUCUGUAGACUGGGAAAUCGUUCCUCAAAGAAAACUAAAGCCCAUCAUCAUUCCCAAAGUGACGCACGAGGGCGACCCGUCCAAUUUUGAAGCUUAUCCUGAAGAGAAGCGCAAAAAGGAGCCUGCCGUGUCCCCGCGGGACCUGGAAAUUUUUAAGAACUUUUGAAUACAAACACGAACACUGAUUAUUUAUUUAUUUAUCUAUUUAUUUAUUUAUGCUAAUUUUUGCAUCUUUUCACUAAGGGCAUGUGCCGAUAAUCGCUGAUACGAUACGCCUCACCGUGUCGGACACAAGCACAAGUGAGUCGUCUCGUGCGCGUCUGGAACACGCGCAGCGCUCUGGACGGGGCCGUUAGAACUCCGGAGAUAAAGAUUGUUUAACGAUUCACUUUAAACUCGAAGUUCUAGUGAGGUUGGAACAACAUGGCCGACACCACAGUCACUGUUUUUCACUGUUUGUUUCCUCGUCUAGACGAACUGCCUGCCACACAGCUGACCUUAUUUACGAAGAGUUAUAAUCCACAGGAGCUCUGACCUGCAACAUGUCCUGGAUUGUUAUUUUGCCUUAAUAACUUCAUAUUCAACAUCCUGUUAUUUGGAAUCAUUUCAUAAUUUCAACAUUUCUGAUUAUGUGGAUGAUGAUGGGAAUUGCAAACGGCAAAAUAACAACUGAGCAAUUCACAGAUAAAAGUUGGUCCAAGGCUGCUGGUUUGCCAGGAUUCGUUGUCAUGGUUACGGUAUUGCUAAGGUAUAAUGAUGUACAGCCACCGCAUUGCAUCGAGUUUAAUGAUGGACAAGAAAAUAUGAAAUAAGUAGCAGCUGUUCUACAGUCCAUUGUAAUGAAACCCCACAGGACUAAAGCGAGCCGAGAACGCCACAUCGGUACACGCCCACUCCCACUCGGUCUUGUUCAAUUGCGUUGUGUGUAGCCUUGUAACGUAGCGAUUAUCUAUGCACUUUGUAAGAUGUUUUGUUUGUUUGUUUGUUUGUUUGUAAUGCAAAUGCACAUAACCUUUAUUGCAAGUUAUUCCAAAUGUACCCGUUUAUUCUCUGGGAAUGAUUAUGCAACUUAUGUUUAUGAUCUAUGCAGAUCCAUCGUUUAACUCCACACAGUCUCGAUGUGAUCGUGUCUCACCCUGUACUUGUAUAUGUAUGAUGCUAACAAUGCUAUCAUGCUAACAUUAUAGCUACACUUUCAUAGUUUCUUUUUUUGUUAUGAUAUGCAUGAUUACAUAAUCAAUAAA